AACUCAACGAAAACAAGAACAGAAAUCUCUAUUUCUUUUUAAUCUGAUUGAUUUUAGUUCACUGGCUGGCUGGCUUGUCUGAUUAGUAGCUGGCCGGUUCGAUGGCAUAAUAAUUCAUUCAAUCAAUCAAUGAAGGACGAAAAAAAAUUGACUUCAACUCUAUUGAAUAUUAAUUGCCCAUAACGUUGCCAUUAAAUCCAUGAUGAUUAAUCAUCAUGAUUAUCGUCAAGAUAUAAUAAUUCGAUGUACUAUGAUUUAAAAAGAAAAAAUGAAGAAGCAACCCUAACUCAUGAACACAUAGUCGAUAGUUGUGAUUUGUUUAUAACAACAAAUUUCAGUUCAUCCAAAAUCCAAUCACGCGCUCAUUUUUUUUUUUUUGUUUUAUUUGUCUAUCUUUUAUGUGUAUGUGUAUAAAUGUGCAAUGAUGAUUGAAGCCAACAACACUAAAAACAAAAGAAACACCAACAACCAAUAAUGAGUAUCAAUCAAUAUAUUUAUAUAUGCUGAUGAUGACAACCAGAGUAAUGCUUGUAUAUGUAUUGGAUAAAUCUCAAUUGGAUUUAAUGUGAUGUGGCGACUACUAAACAACGAAGAGAAGACUAUAGCGAUGAUCAUUUUUUUAAAACAUAAAUAAAUAAACGACAGAAAUCAUCAUCAUCAUAUCAUUUAUUCAGUUUAACUUUUUAGAAUUCUAUAAUAGAAUUCUGAUUGAAUCUUGAUGAAUUUGGAAUUCUUUUAUUCAACAUAAUAAAUUAUUAUCAACAAUGCUGAGCGUAGCCGAUUCAUCAUUUUCAUCUGCCGUUGCAGCAGCCGCAUCAUCUCUAUCAUCAUCAUCAUCAUCAUCAUCAUCACUUCGUAGGAGUAUUUCAACACCGACCACUUUAUUCUCAUUGAAAACACUCACAUCUGAGGACUCAACCUCGGGAACGAAUCGAUUAUGGACGCAUAAUUCAACAUCAAUUUCAUUAUAUCGUUUAAUGAAUAAAAUAUCAGCCGAAACAUUUGCCAAACAAUUGACUCUUAUUGAUUGGAUCAUUUUCUUGAAAAUUAAACGUAAUGAAUUGAAACCAGGACAAUGGACUGGUUCAAUGAAACAUGUACUUUCACCAAAUAUUGUACUAUUCACCAGACGAUUUAAUAUUGUUACCUAUUGGGCUAUUGACGAGAUACUUUGCCUUAAGACUCCCAAACAACGUGCCGAAAUGAUUAGCUUUUUUAUUAAAUUAAUCAAUAAUCUCAUUGAAAUUCAUAAUCUACAUUCUAGUUAUGCAAUCAAAUCAGCAUUGAAUAGUGCGUCCAUACAUCGGUUAGAGAAAACCUGGAAUUGUUUGAGCAAAAAAGAUCGUCAAUGUUUCGAAAAGAUUGAUGCAUUAUUUUCCGAAUCAGAUAAUAGUAAUAAAUUACGAACAUUUAUGGAAAUGGCCAUUAAACAAACGAAAAAUUCAAAUUGUAUACCUAAUCUGGCCACCUAUCUACGUGAUAUCAUCCAUAUUGAUAGCGCUUUUCCACAAAGCGAUACUCAACGAGCCAAUCUUCGACACGAAAAACUUGAAUCAAUAUACACUUUCAUCGAAAAAUGUCAACAAUCUAGUUAUGAUGAAAUUGAAAUCGAAGAAGACGUGCACAAAUAUCUAGUCUCAUUACGAUAUAUUGAAGAAUUGCAAAAAUUUCGCGAAGAUGAUUAUUUCAAGACAUCAUUAAAAUUAGAGCCAGAUCCUAAUAUUGAAUCAAGAAAUAAUUAUCAACAAAAAAAACUAAGCUAUCUGCGUUUUAGUAGCCAUUAUGAUAUCAGAGCUUUACAACAACAAAGUGAUCCUUCAUCAUCAUCAUCAUCAUCAUCAGCAGCAUCAGCAUCAGCAUAUCAUCAACAGAAUCAAUCUACAUUGGAAUUGAAUAAUUCUGAUUAUGCGGGUUUAUUGAACAAAUCUUUUAAUGGUGAAAGUUUAAAAAAUAGUAAAGAAUUAUCGAUUAGUAGUGAUUUUAAACCUGGUCAUCGAAAAACUUAUAGCCUUGAGACGAAUCUUUAUCUAUCAACUAAUAAUAUUCAAAACGUUGUAAAUAAUAAAAACAGUAAUAAUAAUAAUAAUAAUAAUCAAUGCUCAUCAUCAUCAUCACCAAUAAACAAUAGAUCAUCAAAAAAUCUCAAAAUGAAUCUCAUUGACGAUAGUCCUAUCAUAAUCAAUAAUGAUCCAAUAAUUAAUACUUAUCAAGUUAGUCAUGUAUAUAACAAACGGGAUAAAAAACCAACACUGGAAAUGUUUAAAAGAAAAUCGGAAGAAUCUUAUUUGUCGCCCAAUGGUGGUGGUAUCACUAACCUUGAAGAUUGGAAUACUGUUUAUCCGGAUCGUUAUGAACGAUGGACAUAUACGGAUAAAGAUAUUAUACAUAAAGGUUGUGUAAAUAGAAAGACUGUGUUGAAAGAUAAAAAGAAACCUCCGUUUUCAUUCUGGACAAAUUAUCAUCUACGAUUGACCAGUGAUUCAUUGCUUUUUUUCAAUAGUAAAUCAAAUAAUCAACUUAAAGAGACACCGAAUCUUCGAGCAUGUAAAAAAUUUCCUUUAUUAGAAUGGUCAGUUUUCGAUAAUGGUAACAUCAAUCAACAUUCGAACAAAACAACAAAUGUAUUCACAUUGGCUGAUCAUUCAUGUUCAACCAUAUACAAAAUUAGAACGUUGACCGAAACAGAAGCCAAAGAUUGGAUUCGAUUGAUUAAACAGGCUACUAAUAAUCUUCGACAAUUUUAUAUUUGAAGACACGUUUGAAAUUUGUCCAAUUUUUUUUUUGAUAAAUGAUGAUGUGCCUUUUCCAUUGUCCGAUUUUGUUUGUAUGUAUGCAUAAAACAAAAACAAAUUGUCCCCGUAACAAACAAAUGAAUUAUCAGGUAAUAUUAAAUUAGAUGAUCACAAAAUAAAUGAAACGGAAUGUUUAAUUAAUUGAA
Dermatophagoides farinae (American house dust mite) is the source of this 2938-nucleotide messenger RNA. RefSeq names its product ras-specific guanine nucleotide-releasing factor RalGPS1. Gene Ontology annotation, cellular component: plasma membrane. Gene Ontology annotation, biological process: Ras protein signal transduction. The record is from RefSeq and is a predicted model, not a curated record. Gene Ontology annotation, molecular function: guanyl-nucleotide exchange factor activity. Lineage: Eukaryota; Metazoa; Arthropoda; Arachnida; Sarcoptiformes; Pyroglyphidae.